Messenger RNA from Catharus ustulatus (Swainson's thrush), 876 nucleotides. RefSeq names its product sirtuin 2 (gene SIRT2). Lineage: Eukaryota; Metazoa; Chordata; Aves; Passeriformes; Turdidae. The record is from RefSeq and is a predicted model, not a curated record. The coding region runs from base 1 to 858 and encodes 285 amino acids. Gene Ontology annotation, molecular function: NAD+ binding. The transcript has 8 exons.
AUGGCGGACCGGGACAGCGGCGGCGGGGCCGGGCCGGGCCCCGGGGGUGGGGCUGCCUCUCCUCCCGCCCCCGCCGGUGACCCCUCCAGUGUCCCCGCAGCUCCCGGGGCCCCCAAGGAGGAGGCGGAGCAGGACGCCGAGUCUCCGGUCUCGGACCCCGAGCCGGGCGCUUCGGCCGACGCUGACAUGGAGCUGCUGCGGACGCUCCUGUCCCGGACCCUGGGGCUCGGCGGGGACAAACCGGAGCCGGUGCUGGACGAGCUGAGCCUGCGGGGCGUGAGCCGCUUCCUGAAGAGCGAGCGCUGUAAGAACGUCGUGUGCAUGGUGGGCGCUGGCAUCUCCACCUCCGCCGGGAUCCCGGAUUUCCGCUCCCCCGGCACCGGGCUCUACUCCAACCUGCAGAGCUAUGACCUCCCCUACCCCGAGGCCAUCUUCGAGAUCGGUUUCUUCAAGAAACACCCAGAGCCGUUUUUCGCCCUUGCCCGUGAGCUCUACCCAGGGCAGUUCAAGCCCACGGUGUGUCACUACUUCAUGCGGCUGCUGCAGGACAAGGGGCUUUUGCUGCGCUGCUACACCCAGAACAUCGACACUCUGGAGAGGGUGGCGGGGCUGGACCCGGAGCUGCUGGUGGAGGCUCACGGCACGUUCUUCACGUCCCACUGCCUGCGGCCCUCGUGCCGCCAGCGCUACGGCCUGGCCUGGAUGAGGGGUAGGGGGGCUCUGGGGACCCCUGGGGGCCCCUCCUUGUCCCCCCUCCGGUGGGGGUGUCCCCACCUGCUCUGCCACGGGGUGGUAACAGCAGGUUGUUCUCCCCCAGUGCCUCCCAAAUAUCCCUGUGCCCCCCAAAUGUGCUUGUGACCCCUCUGAACCCCUGCC